Aureobasidium pullulans EXF-150 is the source of this 865-nucleotide messenger RNA. RefSeq lists its product as uncharacterized. The coding region runs from base 152 to 688 and encodes 178 amino acids. The transcript is spliced from 2 exons. The record is from RefSeq and is a predicted model, not a curated record. Lineage: Eukaryota; Fungi; Ascomycota; Dothideomycetes; Dothideales; Saccotheciaceae.
GUUCUCAUUACUCUACGGUUCAUAUUAGGAGCCCCCCGAACGUAACUCCUGGGGUAAGUGCGGGUCUGUAUACUUGAAAACAUCACAGCGCUCUCCAAAAUCAACUUCACGCAGUCGCUUGACCUUCGCAUAAUUCGAGCCUUCCGCAAGUAUGAGCAGCCUUCCUCCUAUCUCUUCUCUAUCGUCGCUGGCAGCCGAGCAAAGAGCAGGUGUUCUUGACCUGCUCUUCGAGCCCAGCACCCCUCUCCACACUCUCUCCGUAGAGCUGUUGAGUAACCAGACAUUUGCAUCGUACAACGAUCUUAUCGCAGCUGUUGGCGUACAGUUGACCGACCUUUCUGAAUCAUCGUCAGUCAGCGAUACCAAAUGGUCGGAGAGCAUCCUGGGGUCACAUCCUAGACUAGGCGCGAAGAAAGUUGAGAGUGCACAAAGUCAGGCGGAGCAAGCUCAGCUCAACACCGGCGGCGAGGAAGAAGCUCACAAGUUGCGCGACCUGAACGAAGAAUACGAAAAGACCUAUCCCGGAUUGAGAUAUGUUGUCUUUGUGAACGGUCGCAGCAGACCUGUCAUCAUGGAGGACAUGAAACGCAGGAUUGCUGCCGGGGACAUUGUUGCAGAGCGAGCAGCCGCGAUCAAGGCCAUGUGUGAGAUUGCUGCAGACCGCGCGAGCAAGUUGCAGAAAGCAUGAUCAGUCACCACAUAUUUUCGGUUCUGGUGUACCGCCGGCGCAACAUCGCACCACCUUGGUGGACACUGAUGGUACCACCGGAUCUGUCACUAAGGACCAUUUACGUAUCGUCCUCACAUUAUGUUAGUGAGCAUGCUUUGCAUGUGAACCACGAGUCAAAAUAAUUGUAUCGUCCUC